Fimicolochytrium jonesii is the source of this 3489-nucleotide messenger RNA. RefSeq lists its product as uncharacterized. Gene Ontology annotation, cellular component: ciliary transition zone. NCBI's taxonomy places the organism in Eukaryota, Fungi, Chytridiomycota, Chytridiomycetes, Spizellomycetales, Powellomycetaceae. The record is from RefSeq and is a predicted model, not a curated record. Gene Ontology annotation, biological process: non-motile cilium assembly. The transcript is spliced from 23 exons. Bases 1 to 3489 code for a protein of 1162 amino acids.
AUGACUUCUCGUCUCGGCGGAAUGGUUGCUUCCGGGAAAGCUGGCCUUCGCCCGGAGUUACCCUUCGACGAUGAAUUCUACGGCCUGAAAAACGAGAACCUGGACUUGAAGCGGAAAGUGAAUGACCAGGAUGAGAAGACCAAGCAGCUGAUAACAAAAGUGCAAAAACUGACCGACGACCUCCGCCGCGCAAAAGAGAACUCCCUCGCACCCGCACCAGCUUCCAUCGCGACCGUCCAGCGCGGCGUCAUGAACCGCCGCGAAGCAGCAGAGAUGGAGGAUCUGGUGGACGAUUUGCGGACGCAGAUGCGCAAUGUGGCGAAAGAGAAUUCCCAGUUGAAGAAUAAGAUGAAUUUCUUCAAGGCGUUGCAUGAAGCAGAGACGAGGAAAGGCGCGAGAUAUGACCAUAUUCCGCCAAGAACCAAUUCGGGUCUGCGGAAGCUUUAUCCGGCGUUGGCUGUGAGAGGACGAGGCAGAGGCCGUGCAGCGCCAGCGCAUCCUGACGCCAGCGGCGACGGAGCCUCGACACCGCGGAACGAAGAAGUAGAAAAACUAGAAGAAAUCGUAACAAUGCUCCGCGCGAAACUGAUGGACGCCGAACGCGAUCUCGCACAGUCCAACGACGAGAACGGGAGGUUGAGAGCUGAGGCUGACAGCAACAACCAAGAAUCAACUUUAACCCUCCUCUCAACGCAACGCACGCUGUCCGACCUCCAAGCCCGGUACGACGCCCUCCGCGACACCUCCACAUCCACCGACGCGAAACUGCGCGCGAUGACGGAGAAAUACGGGGAGGUGCUUAGCGCGAUGGAGGCGCUGAAUAAGGAGCUCAGAGCGGAGAGGGACAAGAGGGCUGAGGCGGAGGAGAGGUGUAGAGCGUUGGAGGGAGGGGAGAGGAGGGAGGGUGAGCUGAAAAUAAUAAUAGAAGACCUCCGCGCGGAAAAACGUCUCCUGGAAGAAGAACAGAAACGGCUCCUCGCCUCGCAAUUCAACACCCAGCGUAUGGACGAGUACGCUGCUGAGGCUGCCAAACUGCGCAGCCGGGUCGAUGAGUUGAGCGCGCAGUUGGCAGAUGCCUUGAGAGAUCAGGCGAAGGGGCAGGCGAUUGUGGCGGAGUUGAGGGAACAGAACAAAACAUCUCAAGAAGCCAAGCAAAAAGCAGAGGCAAGCCUCUCCAACCUCCAAGCCGAGCUAGACGAACUCAAAAAACAGUUGCGCGGGUUAUACCCCAGUUCCAAACCCGACUGGAACGAGUUGCGUGACGCGCUCGAGUACUAUCGGUCCAAAGGCGGUGUACGAGAAGCACCUAGGCCUGUUGACGAUGAUGAACGACAACUCUUGAAAGAGCUCCGCCUGCAAUUCACCCGCGCGACGGCAGACUUGGAAAAAACGCGCAAGCUGCUGCAGCUGCAGGAAGGCAUCAAUCGGGAUUAUAAGGAUGAGGUGGCGGUUCUGGGGAGGCGGGUUGAGGCUGUGCGGAAUGAGUAUGAGACGAGACUGGAGGAAGAUGCGCGACUGUUGGAGCUGAGAGCGAACCGGAUAGCGGUGCUGGAGGCGCAGUUGAGGAAUGCUGCGAGUGUGGAUGUUAAAGGCAAACCUGAUCUGUCCUUAACGGAUGAUGACGACGUCCAGCUCGAAAAAGGCCAAAACCUCCUCAGCAUCCACCUCCAUUCCGCCCGCCUCACUCCCGAAGGCGUCACCUUCCUCCAACGGCUCCACAACACGAACGAGCCACGCUCCCACGGCACGUUUGCGACGUUCUGUUAUUUCGAUUUCUUUGAUUUUGAGACGGCCGUUACGGGGUUGGCGGUCGGGGAGAAGAUGGGGUGGAAUUUCACUGCCAAAUAUAAGCUCUUUAUCGACGAUUUCUGCCUUAUGUACCUGCAGAUGCAGCCCGUGACGGUGUAUCUGUGCCGCGCGGAUGGGUUGGAUUUCGUCGAGGUUGCUGAAUGUGUUGUGAGGUUCAAAGACUUGACGGAUCCCAGCAAGGCAGACAAACUGCAGUAUUAUGGCGAUCUCGUGAGCUCGCAUGAUCAUAAGACGAUCAUCGGCCGGCUGAACUACACCCUCAGCGUCAAGUUGCCCAUGGCGCAGACUAUCCGCGCGUUCAAGGAACGGAGCGGUGCGUUAGGGCUUCUCGCUGAUGCUGAUGCUGAUGUUGCAGCGACCACGAAACACGGCAAAGUAAACGAGCUCGUCUUGAAGAUUGAUAAAUGCGAGGGGUUGGACAUCGACCGUGCACGGCGGCAAGACGGGAAAGCGGGCGAGCCGGCUGUGUAUUUGGCGUUUCAGUUGCCGGGACAUGAUCAUGUUGUUACGAGCACAGUAAGGGGCACCGCGAACCCGGAAUUCAACCUCCUGCGCACGUUUAGGAUGGUGAUGACCGCGGAGUUGGAUCGGAAGUUGCGGACUGGGGAUCUCCGCAUAAUGGUCCUCGAAGACUCCGACAACGACUUUAUCUACGGCACCUGCGCCAUCCCCCUUCUCUCCCUCGCCCUCGGCGACUCCAUCACCGGCGCAUUUGACAUCUUCGGCUCCGAUAACGCGCCUGCCGGCAAACUGACGCUGAGUCUAAGCUGGGAACAGCCGUACAGAGUCCAGUCCGCGGCGGUGGUGCCUCACCUGGAUUGGAAAGAGAUGAGUGUCAAACGGAUGCAACCACAGCAAAGACCGCCGCGGGAUCCGUCCGCGCCUGUGCCGCCGCCGUUUGGGCGAACGACGAGGACGCGGCGGCGCCUCCCGCUCGGGAAACCGAAACCGGAACCGGGGGAGCAUCUGACGGAGGCGACGAGUCGGUCGGCGUUGGCGAGUCCGGGGCAGGCGACGCCUGCGACCGGGUCGAGACGGACGAGUGUGGGGGGCGUAUCUGUUGGGGAGGGCGGGGUUGACGGUGAUGUGCAAGGGGAGCCGGUGCGUAAGGUCACGAAUGCGCGGGAUGAAUUUUCCGAUCGACAUACCGCACAUACACCAUCAGCUGCUCACCACCACCACGACCAAGAACAACAAGAGGAAGAAGAAGGCCUGACAUUAACAGUCGAUGCCCUGCACCUCUCCUUACCGCCCGACCAGCUCCCCUCCGCCGUGUUUAUCGCCCUCGAGGAGUUCCCACUGGAUGUGGCGGAAGGCGGGGAGUCGCCUGUGUGUGAUGUCGAGGAGAGCGGGGAUGUCGCGGUUGGGUGGCGGCAGUUUUUUCCACUGGACUCAACAACGCACCGCCGCGAACGCUUCCGCCUCCGCCGCGCCCUCCUCUCCCCCGACGACGCCGACGCCCGCUGCUCCCUCGCCAUCCUCUGCCCCGCCUCUCACGCUGAAGACCGCCUGAUAGGCUACGCCUCGUUUGACCUGCAAGAGUGGAUCGAGGAUACCCAAGGGGAUGUGAUUGAGGUGCCGAUUGUGGCUGGGGAGGCGGGGGAGGAGGGGGAGGAGGUUGGGAGUGUGGUGGUUGUGGUGCGCGGGAGGGGGUGCGUUAGGGGGGUUAUCGAGGAGUGA